GUGUUUUAUGAUACGUGCUGUGACUUUGGAAGCAGAUUCGAUACUGCAGUAUCCCAGUGGGAGGCUCCUCCCGUUUAUUCAGACCUGCCUUCUUCUAAUGAUUCUAUACGUGGAGAAAUACGGCACACGAUAGAAACUGUGAUCGACACACUCGAUUCUUCCCUACGAUCGCUCAGUCUCCAGAUUCAUAGCCACCCAGAAUUAAUGUUUGAAGAAAUAUUUGCUCACAGACUUCUGUCUGAUUACAUGGAAAGUCAUGGGUUUUCUGUGACGAGGCAUUAUCUCGGCCUCAAGACUGCUUGGAAGGCUGAAUAUACCCACGGACAGGGAGGCAGAACCCUUGGGAUUAAUUCGGAGAUGGAUGCCUUACCUGAGAUUGGGCAUGCAUGUGGCCACAACCUCAUUGCAAUCAGUGGGGUAGGUGUGGCAUUAGCCAUAAAAUCCGCAUUGGAAACCUACAACGUUCCUGGUACUGUCGUUCUUCUAGGAACCCCAGCUGAAGAAGGCGGUGGAGGAAAGAUUAUCCUGCUUGAGCGAGGAGCCUACAAAGGGAUGGAUGCUUGUUUAAUGUGUCAUCCUUCCCCUGGGCCCGAGCUAUCUUCGUUUGUGGUAUCUUCGUUGGCGAUGCAAUCUAUAGAUGCCGAAUUCUUUGGGCAAUCCGCUCAUGCUGGCAAUGCUCCAUGGGAAGGUGCCAACGCACUUGAUGCUGCGUUUUUAUCAUACUCCAGCGUCUCCGUGUUACGACAGCAGAUCAAACCUGACCACAGAGUCAACGGUGUGAUAAACGGGAGUGAGAGAGCCGCGAAUGUAAUCCCAGACUACGCCAAAAUGAGGUGGUAUGUCCGAGCGCCGACACGAGACCAGUUAACGCAACUGACUGAAAGAGUAUGCGCCUGUUUUGAGGGUGCGGCGCUGGCAACUUCCUGCCGUCUGAAGAUUACAAAGAACACGCCCUAUUACGACUUACGGCAGAAUAGCAUCCUCGCGGGUGCCUUCUCUCACACGAUAUGUCAAGAGUAUGGCAUGAACGUCGGGCAAUAUCCUUCAGGGGCAUCUACAGAUUUCGUAUUCUUGCCCUCGCUACAUCCAGCUUUUGCCAUCCCUACGCGGCCCAAUGGGGGAAACCAUUCGCCAGCAUUCACUGAUUCUGCGCGAACCACGGAAGCCCACAAAGCGUGUAUGCUUACCACUAAGGCCUUGGCGUGUACCGGCUUCCGUGUCCUGGAAGACAAUAUUUUUUUCAUCCGGGUAUGCGUGUUACCUAUCAGUUGA
Molecule: messenger RNA, 1272 nt
Organism: Suillus plorans
Lineage: Eukaryota; Fungi; Basidiomycota; Agaricomycetes; Boletales; Suillaceae
Exons: 11
Molecular function (GO): dipeptidase activity
Source: RefSeq, a predicted model, not a curated record